AUGAUAGAGAAAGAAGUGACCAAUGUUACAAUUCAAAACGAAGAUCCUAAUUUUAUUUCCUCCAUUGUGUAUACAUCUGGAACUUCAGGAAAACCAAAAGGUGUUAUGUUAAGCAAUAAGAAUUUCUAUAAUAGUGUAAUACCAUUAUGUGAUCAUAAUAUAAUAAAAGAAUAUCAUAUCAAAACACACUUAUCUUAUUUACCGAUGUCUCAUGUAUAUGAAAGAAUUCUUGUUUUAACGGGAUUAUUAUUGGGUGUAAAAAUUAAUAUAUGGAGUAGAGAUAUUAAAUAUCUGAAUAGUGAUAUAUGUAAUUCUAAUAGUGAAAUAAUAUUUGGGGUACCUAAGGUUUUUAGUAGAAUGUAUACUAAUAUUAUGACAGAAGUAAAUAACUUAACAGGUUACAAGAAAUUUAUAGCAAAACAAGCUAUAAAUUUACGUAAAGGAAAUAAUGAUGGAGCUUUUAGUAAAGUUGUUGAAGGUAUUACAUCUGUAUCAAGUAAAAUUAAAGAUGUGAUUAAUCCGAAUAUGCGUGCUAUUGUAAAUGGUGGAGGAAAAUUAUGUCCAAAUAUUGCUAAUGAGUUAGGUGUUUUACUAAAUGUUAAAUAUUAUCAGGGGUAUGGUUUAACCGAGCUUACUGGUCCUGCUUUUAUUCAAGAUGUAGAAGAUGAUAACACUGAAAGUAUGGGAGUACCUAUUUCUCCUAGUACAAAAUAUAAAGUAAGAACAUGGGAAAUAUAUAAAGCAACUGAUACAUUACCAAAAGGAGAAUUAUUAAUUAAAAGUGAUUCUAUGUUUAGUGGAUACUUUUUAGAAAAGGAAUGUACACAAAAUUCCUUCACAAAUGAUGGUUAUUUUAAAACUGGAGAUAUAGUACAAAUUAAUGAUAAUGGUUCUGUAACAUUUUUAGAUAGAUCAAAGGGUUUGGUUAAAUUAUCACAAGGAGAAUACAUAGAAACUGAUAUGUUAAAUAAUCUGUAUUCACAAAUUCCAUUUGUUAAUUUUUGUGUCGUAUAUGGUGAUGAUUCUAUGGAUGGACCAUUGGGAAUAAUAUCUGUGGAUAAAUCUUUACUUUUUACAAGUUUAAAGAAUGAUAAUAUGUUAGAAAAAACUGGAAUUACUGAAAAGAAUUAUUCACAAAAAUUAAUUGAUGAAACAUUAAAUGAGAAUAUUUAUAUUGAUUAUGUAAAGAAGAAAAUGAUGGAGAUUUAUAAAAAAACUAAUUUAAAUAGAUAUAAUGUUAUUAAUGACAUAUAUUUAACAUCAAAACAAUGGGACACGAAUAAUUACCUUACUCCAACAUUAAAAAUAAAAAGAUUCAAUGUAUUUAAAGAUUUUUCUUUUUAUAUAGAUGUAGUUAAACAGAAAUAUGUAGAUAAAUUAAAAGGAAAUAAUAGUGGUAGUGUGAAUAAUGGAAAAAAAGACGAAAAAAAAGAAGAUAAAGAUUCAAAAAAAUUAUCAAAUGAGUCAAUUUCAAAAGGAAAUCAGAAUGAUAUGAGAAAACAUGAAAACGAUGUUGAAAAUAAAAAGGUCAAAUUAAGAGUUACAAAUAAUACGCAAGAACAAGAAAGGAAUAAAUAA
This is a messenger RNA of Plasmodium adleri (nom. inval.), 1578 nucleotides long. RefSeq names its product acyl-CoA synthetase, putative. Gene Ontology annotation, molecular function: long-chain fatty acid-CoA ligase activity. The record is from RefSeq and is a predicted model, not a curated record. The coding region runs from base 1 to 1578 and encodes 525 amino acids. Lineage: Eukaryota; Apicomplexa; Aconoidasida; Haemosporida; Plasmodiidae. The transcript has a single exon. Gene Ontology annotation, cellular component: membrane; endoplasmic reticulum.